AUGACCAAGACUCCCCAAGAUCUGCAGAUUGCCAUCCUGGGCGCUGGCAUGGGUGGCCUCACUACCGCCCUUGCUUUGGCCCAGCGUGGUUUCAAGAACAUCGAUGUCUAUGAGAACGCACAUGAUCUUGGCUUCGUUGGAGCUGGUAUCCAGCUGGCUCCUAACAUGGCUCGCGUGCUUGAUGGGCUCGGUGUCUGGAAGCCCAUUGAGGCCGAGGCUGUCAACAUCUCCGAUACAUCCGUGCGAGUUGGCGCCACUGAUGCUGAACUUGCUCACGUUGAUCUGCACUACAUUGAGAAAACCUAUGGCUACAAGCACAUGGUGGGACACCGCGCGUCGCUGGCCGACGGUCUCUACCAGGGCUGUUUGAAGGAGAAGGCCAUCAAGUUCCACUUUGCGACAACUGGAGAGAAGGUUGACGUUUCCGGCGAGCGCAAGCCCUCGUACAAGGUGGAAUGUGACAUUCUGCUUGGUGCCGACGGCAUCAAGUCUAACACCCGUGUCGAGAUGCUCAAGAAAUUGGACGUCAACGUGGGUGUCAAGGACACCAACCAGGCCGCUUACCGUAUUAUGAUUCACAAGGAUCAGAUCAAAGACGAUCCUGAGCUCCUGGCUCUGAUCAACGACACCCGCGUUACCCGCUGGAUCGGAGAGAAGCGCCACAUUAUCGCCUACGCGGUCUCCAACAACACCAUCUACAACCUCUCCACUACCCAGCCCGAUACCAACUUCGCCGCGGCUACUAACGCCACAUAUACCACCAAGGGUGACAAGAAAGCCAUGUUGGAAGUUUUCUCCGACUUCUGCCCCAUGGUCCAGCGCAUGCUAAACUACGUCCCCGAGGGCGAGGUCUGCGAGUGGAAAUUGCGCGUCCAUGACCCCCUCCCCACCUGGGUAUACGGGUCCGUGGCCCUGGUUGGCGACGCUUGCCACCCAACGCUGCCUCAUCUGGCCCAAGGUGCCGCCCAGGCCAUCGAGGACGGCGCCGUCCUCGGCGUUGCCCUCUCCCGCCUCCCCGAUACUAGCCCUGAGUCCAUCAACAAGGCUCUCCGCGUCUACGAGCGUGUCCGCAAGAGCCGCGCUGAGGCCCUGGUCAACAUGGCCGCUGCCUCCGGCCGCGCCUUGCACUUGGGAGAUGGUGCCGCCAAGGAGGAACGUGACCGUCAAUUCGCUGCUCUCCGUGAGGGCAAGGGUCCUGUGCCUGACAAGUGGGCUGACGCUGACGUCCAGCGUGAAAUCUACGGCUUUGAUUGCACCAAAGUCACCGAGGAGAAGUUCGAUGAGUACUUUAAGCAGAUGUAA
Messenger RNA from Penicillium maclennaniae, 1302 nucleotides. Its product is annotated as putative monooxygenase. Gene Ontology annotation, molecular function: monooxygenase activity; FAD binding. The record is from RefSeq and is a predicted model, not a curated record. The coding region runs from base 1 to 1302 and encodes 433 amino acids. Gene Ontology annotation, biological process: secondary metabolite biosynthetic process. NCBI's taxonomy places the organism in Eukaryota, Fungi, Ascomycota, Eurotiomycetes, Eurotiales, Aspergillaceae. The transcript is spliced from 3 exons.